Messenger RNA from Thamnophis elegans (Western terrestrial garter snake), 2757 nucleotides. Its product is annotated as serine/threonine-protein kinase pim-1-like. Gene Ontology annotation, cellular component: cytoplasm. The transcript has 6 exons. Lineage: Eukaryota; Metazoa; Chordata; Lepidosauria; Squamata; Natricidae. The coding region runs from base 127 to 1074 and encodes 315 amino acids. Gene Ontology annotation, molecular function: protein serine/threonine kinase activity; ATP binding. The record is from RefSeq and is a predicted model, not a curated record. Gene Ontology annotation, biological process: protein autophosphorylation; regulation of mitotic cell cycle; negative regulation of apoptotic process.
AGGCUUCGCUGGGAUUCCAGUCUCCGCUCCGGGAAAGCGGGGGGGAAGUCGUUAGAGUUGCGUUUCGUUGCUUCUGGUUCGCCAGAGUUUUGCUCGUCGAUCACCCCGGGGGUCGAAGGGGCCGCGAUGUCCUCUGUGAAGGUUCUGUAUCCUCCCAAGAUUCAUCACAGCAUGCUUAACUCGGGAUGCCUCAAAGAUGAACCGACUCAGGGGAAGGUGGCCUUGGAGACGCGCUACCGCCUGGGAGCGCUGAUCGGGAGCGGCGGCUUCGGCGCCGUCUACGCGGGGACGAGGCUCAGCGACUCCCUCCCGGUGGCCAUUAAACAUGUUGCCAAGGAUCGAAUCUUGCAGUUCCACCAUAUGAAUGGCACUCUCAUCCCUCUGGAAGUCCAUCUGCUGAAGAAAGUAUCGUCCCCAAGUUGCCAAGGUGUCGUCCGUCUUUUGGAUUGGUUUGAGCAGCCUGACUCAUACUUCAUUGUUAUGGAGCGACCGCUUGUUUCUCAGGACCUGUUUGACGUUAUCACAGACCAGGGCCCACUCCCAGAAAAGGUGGCUGCUGGUUACUUUCAGCAAGUGGUGGAGGCAGUGCGCCAUUGCCAUCUGUGUGGUGUGUUGCAUCGAGACAUAAAAGACGAAAACAUCUUGGUAGACCUUCUGCAUGGUGACUUGAAGCUCAUAGACUUUGGCUCAGGUGCAUUGCUGCGGGAUACUCUAUACACAGAUUUUGACGGCACGCGGGUGUACAGCCCCCCUGAGUGGAUAAAAUACCACCACUAUCAUGGUUUGCCUGCCACAGUGUGGUCUCUGGGUGUGCUGCUAUAUGACAUGGUAUGUGGGGACAUCCCUUUUGAACGUGAUGAGGAGAUCCUGCUUGGAAAACUCCACUAUCACUGUAGGAUAUCCUCAGAUUGCCGCCACUUGAUUGAAUGGUGCCUUUCGUUAACACCAGAGAAGCGACCUUCCUUGGAGCAGAUCCUGGCUCAUCCGUGGAUCCUCACCUUCUUGGAGCCAAGCGGGCGCAAAGUGCAGCAGCCCACCACCCACAAAGGUGGCACUAGCCUCCGGACAGAAUAGGGGCAGCUUGUCAUACAAGGAGCAAAGGGCACCCUGGCUUCUCCUGCACCAAAGGACUGAUCUAAUCACUGUUUCUUAUUCCUGCUGAUUAGCUGAGCGGGAAAUUGCCAAUGGGGGCAAUUUCUGAAAUCCCAGUGGUGUGGCAGUAAUCCUGCCCAACUGACUAGACAAUGGGGCUGUCACACGGCUCCUACACAAGACAACAGAGACCAAGGGGUAAUGUUUUGUUUACACAAGGACUCUGCCUGGCCCUGCGUGCUGGGAAGGGGCAGAGACUGGCACCAGGGAAGCAGUUUCAAGGCUUUCUCUUAUAUGAUUUGUACGACUCAGGACCCCAACCACUUUGGGGCAGCAGGAUCGACUUCAUUUUUUUAUGUAACGUGGAUAUAUAUGCUUAUGUCUCUGCAGGUGACAGCUUAUUUAUUUAGCAUAAUAUUCCAUGGGGGGGAUCAUUUUUUAUGUUGAUGUUAAGCGUUUACCUGCUAUCAUUUUGAGAGUAAAAAAAUUUUUUUUUUCCUUCAGUGCAGCCCAAAACUGACUCGAUAACCUCUCCCCACUUUACCCCCAUAUAUUCAUUCCUGUUCAGCCAUUCCAAGUCUGAAACCAUGUUCUAGGGCUCGAUUUCUCUGCUAUUGCCCUAAUUUAUAUGGGGAAGGAAAUGAAAAGUAAAGACCUAAUCUCAUUCAAAAAUGUACAAAAGCUCAUCCAUAAAUAAGGGUAUGGUCGGUGUGUGUGUGUGUAUUAAUUGAACUUCUGGUGGGGAAAAAACUAGCUCCAAUCCUCUUCUUACAAGAAUCUCAAAUUUUGUUCACAUUCAAGCCAAGCUUUCAUUCCAAAGAAAAUUUACCUUUUCCAAAGAUGCUGGCAGAAUCUUGCGAUUCUAAUGGUUUUAAGAAUCCCGAGUUUCUUGUUUGAAGUUCCUGAUAGGAUUCUUGCCUCUUCUCAUAGAUCUUUCAUCUGGGAGACUUUGGAUAUGAAUGUGAAUGGCCCAGGUGGUUCCUCAUUCCAUCUCUUCAAUUUUAGCCAUCCCAUGUGGUGGCUUGCAAGUACAACUGAGAUGUUGGUUAAUAAAGGGAAAGCCUGGUGCCAUGGGUGUUUUCUUAGCUUUGGCAAAUAGCUUUUCAUCUGUUGAUUUUUCUGGACCUCCCUUCUCCCACCCUUGCCCCCCCUGUUUUGUUUGCCUUAGAAAUUGUGGGGUCAAAAGAGGGGACUUCUGUGUUUACCCUUAUUCAUAUUAAUAAAUUAGGCCAAAGUACUCUUAAUAUUUGACUUGUGUUUUGAAAAAGUAGCAGCAAGAGCCUUUUUUUUUUUAAAGAAAACUUUGGGUUACAUGGGGUUUUCUCCGUGAUUCCCCAUCUUUUAAACAGAAGUCAAAACCUUCUCUUAGCCAAAUUUAUUUCGCUGGUUGUUUUGAAUUCUGGUCUUUCCACUUAGUAAAAAGAGAAGGACGCUACAUCCCCAAGCAGUUAAGACUGACAGUAGAUAUUUGAGGUGAAGAUCCAAGUCGAUUUUCACGCAGAUUUAUCAGUCAUGAUCAUCUAAGCCGGGUUCUGCAAACUUUAGCAAGCGGAAAGGAAUGCUUGCCACAAACUUGCUUGUCCUGAAUGAAGCAGGUGAGAUGAGCAUGCUUGAUACCCUGAAAAUUCAAAUCUUCUAAAAGGAGGAAUAUUUUGCUCUCGCUCU